Molecule: messenger RNA, 2145 nt
Organism: Notothenia coriiceps (black rockcod)
Lineage: Eukaryota; Metazoa; Chordata; Actinopteri; Perciformes; Nototheniidae
Gene: tp53i13
Product: tumor protein p53 inducible protein 13
Exons: 8
Coding region: 312-2084 (590 amino acids)
Cellular component (GO): cytoplasm
Source: RefSeq, a predicted model, not a curated record
GUCGAAUAAAUUAAGGAACUACACCACUUUCUUAACUAUCUUUCUCUUGCCUUAACAAAGCGAGCAUAUCUCAUUAGUUUAACGUUAUAAUGCCAAAUACUUAUCAUAACAUAAAGAGGAAAACGUGACGGUGCUACCUUUUCAACCGACAUUCGCGCGUCUCUCUGCUCUUCUGUUAUGGGACUUUGCCAAAGAAAACGUGUGUUUUGUGAUUAUGAAUGUUCAGUUCUUUGUCAGUCAUUCUGUAAUUAGAAAACCAAAAGCAAGCUAUGACUGCUAUCUACUGUAAAUGUUCCUCUGGUCACACUUAAAUGACCAUGCCGAACCGAACAACGUCCCUGCCGCUCACAGCGACUCUGCUGGCGGCGCUGUGGCUGAGUUUGGGUCGGUGCGGUGUCUCCGGACCUCCAGGAUGUGACAAUGGAAAGCUGUCUUUGGGAAUGGACCUGCCUGGGGAUGCUGUGUAUUGGGAUUGUCCAGCAACUAUUUGGCCAGAGUCUCCGCAGAGACUUCCCAGUAUUGACAGAGUGUAUAAUCCUGAGCCAGCCAUGGAGAUCUGCAUAGAUAAACCUAUUUCCUACAACCAUACCUUUCCCAACAGUGGAGCGUACAGACCAGUAAGGGCAGAGAGCGGAGAGUACUUGUACUGUCCUCCUCAACGUUGGCUCAAUAACUUGCACCAUGGAGCCACUGUUUUGCUCUAUCACCCCUGUUCUCCUCUCCGCGAGCGUUUACUUCUGUCUGUCCUGGCCCGCUCCUGUCUGCCAGACUACAUCAUGACCUCACAUCCACAGCUCAAUAAACACAGGCCAAUAGCCUUGGUGUCAUGGGGUCACACUUUGGAGCUGUCCACAGCGGCCUCUUACGACAUCUGUGAUUGGCUGGAGACCACAGCAACCACAAGAAAUACGUUUGGUGGUGUGAGCCAGAGCAGGAAGUACAACCUGCUGUUAACCCGGUCAGCCGAGCAGCACCGACAGCAGCAUGCAGGGGAACACUCUGCAAAAAUGAUGAAGGAGUCUCUGAAGCAAUGCUGUGAGCAGACCAUCUCUUCUCAGCUGAGGGGAGCGAUGGAGACACAGCUAGAAUCCAGCAUGAAGAAGGAGGGCUUAAAGCUAAGUAAAGAGGAAGGAAAAAGCAGGCAGAUGAGAGCCAUUAAAGAAAAACAGGGCGAUGUUGAAGAUGAAAACAAGAGAGGAAAUGCAACACAAUACAAUACCAACAGAACCUCCAUCAGCAGGACAGGAGACAUCCACAACUACAACAACACUCUUGGACCUUCAACAGGAAACACUGAAGCUUCUUCUCAGUCUGAGAUCCAAAAUACAAACCAUGGCCUCACACCCAGCCCUUUUGUGGGAUCAAAUAUGUCUAAGACUAGACUUAGAAGUGAUUCGUUAGGACUCAUGGCUCCUGAGUCUCAGAAAAGCAGUCUGACUCUACAGACAGCAGCACAACAGCCCAGUAACCGCAGAAACCCAAACCCCUCUGCUGGGUUCAUUGUUCUCGCCAAUGGUGUGAACAGUGGACAUGACAACACUGCCAGGCCCGAAGCCCAGGCCGUUAGCUCCAAAAAUGAAGGUUCAGCCAAACACAGAGACAAAAACACUCUUAAACACAGCCUCAAACAGAAGAAGAUGGGAAGAGAUGGCACGAUGAAGGAUAACGAAGCAAUAGAUGUUAACGAAAGAGAGUUGGAACAUAAGCGCUCACACUCUCACCACAAGAGUGAAAAGAUUGGCUUUGAUUCGGUUUCAAAAUCAGAGUCUCCGCCCCUGCAGCCCCAACACAAUCAGAACCCACAGACAGUCAGUUAUCUGCCCAACGACUGUGACAGCUGCAAAGCAGGGGAACACUGUGAGUGCAGCGAGGGGUCGGGGGCCGCUGCUGUGAACCUUGGGUUGCCCCGGACCCCGAGGACGGACGAGGCGGUGUGGGCCGCAGCGGCUCUGGGCUUCCUGCUGAUCCUCCUGACCCUGUCGGUGCUCCACACACGGCUGUACCGCCACUGGAGGACCACGCCCAGCCUCUACUGGCGCGACCCACAGCGGGACUACGACAGUGUGGCAGGUACAACACAAUGACCAAAAUACACAAAGACCUCCUCUUAAAAAUCCCAGUUUAAUCAUGUAAAAAAUGUGCAAC